Messenger RNA from Morus notabilis, 1137 nucleotides. RefSeq names its product glycine-rich protein 2. Gene Ontology annotation, molecular function: zinc ion binding; nucleic acid binding. The transcript has a single exon. The coding region runs from base 151 to 738 and encodes 195 amino acids. The record is from RefSeq and is a predicted model, not a curated record. NCBI's taxonomy places the organism in Eukaryota, Viridiplantae, Streptophyta, Magnoliopsida, Rosales, Moraceae.
CAAAAUUCAUUGUCUCACGCAUAGAAUGAGUCAGUGAGGAGAGAGAAAGAGAGAGAGAGAGUAGGCGGUGGGUUUGGGUCUCUUGGUUUGGUAGGUUUAGGUUUUUAGGGUUUUGUUAGUUUUCAGAAGAGGAGGAAGAGAGAACGAGAGAUGGGAGAGAGAGUGACCGGCAUCGUGAAGUGGUUUAGCGACCAGAAGGGGUUCGGCUUCAUAACCCCCAACGAUGGCGGCGACGACCUCUUCGUUCACCAGUCCUCGAUCCGAACCGACGGCUUUCGCAGCCUCGCUGACGGCGAGACCGUAGAGUUCGUGAUCGAGUCAGAUCCCAGCGGCCGCACCAAGGCCGUCGACGUCACCGGCCCUGACGAGGCUCCCGUUCAAGGAUCCCGCGGCGGCGGAGGCGGAGGCGGCUCCAGCGGAGGAGGGGGGAGAGGAGGCUCCCGCGGUGGUGGAAGCGGCGGCUAUGGUGGCGGCGGUUAUGGCGGAGGAAGCUACGGUGGUGGACGUGGUGGCAGCAGAGGUGGAGGCUAUGGCGGUGGAGGAGGCGGCGGCGGAGGCGCUUGCUUCAAGUGCGGUGAGUCUGGACACAUGGCGAAGGACUGCUACCAGGGCGGCGGCGGCGGAGGUGGAAGGUACGGCAGCGGUGGAGGCGGCGGAGGAGGCGGCGGAGGAGGGAACUGCUUCAACUGUGGUGGGUCCGGGCAUUUCGCUAGGGAGUGUCCAAACAGUGCUCGUUGAGCAGUGUUAGUGGUAUUAUUAGUAGUACCAGUGGUGAAAGUGGUUUUUUUCACCUAUAAUAUUAUAGGGGGUUUGGUUUAUUUUGAAUUUGGUUAUUUCGGAGUUUUGAUUUUCGGGCAUGAAUUAGCGAUUGACACUGUUUGUCACCUUUUGGUUUUUCUUUUCUUUCUUUUUUUGUUUUGUUUUUCAGUUAUUAAGUAUGAUGAAUGGGUUUGAUAGGGUUCUAUGAUCUUCUCGGAUUUGCUUGCGGUCUUAUCUUUUAACCCCUUUCAUUUUCAUUUCAUGUUUUGGGUAUUUGGCACCGUAUAUGUUGGUUAGUGAGCUUGCUUACUCUCGCUCUGUUUUUCAAGUGUGUAUACACAAAAUAUCAUAUAAUAUAUGCCGGUGUUUAUUAAUCAA